Messenger RNA from Mauremys mutica (yellowpond turtle), 1426 nucleotides. Its product is annotated as C-type lectin domain family 2 member D-like. NCBI's taxonomy places the organism in Eukaryota, Metazoa, Chordata, Testudines, Geoemydidae. Bases 456 to 971 code for a protein of 171 amino acids. The record is from RefSeq and is a predicted model, not a curated record. The transcript is spliced from 5 exons.
GAGUGCACCAUCUCCUUGCCCUCUUCAUUCCAUUGCAUCAUGAGAAGAAAGUGGUGCACAGACCCUGGAGUGGGAAUUAUGGACCUUUGUCAACCCUGCAACCAAAGGGAGACGCUGGGACGAGGACUGUGGCCCAGGAAGGGUGAAGGGCUUGUGUUGUUUUGUUUGGAUUCUCACUUAUCCCAGAAGAGGGAGGACACUUGUUGGCAUGGUGACUGUGGAGAGCUACACGGAAUUUAUUACCCAACUGCUGAGGGGAAACUGAGGCAUGGCCAGAGUUAAACUGAGGAACAGGCUCACCGGAUGCCAGGCCAGGUCACUUGGGAGAGGAGCCAAAGCCAGGGACACUGCACUGACUGGAACUGACUCUGCCAUGGCUACAUAGAGCCAUCUCUUUCAGCUGACUCCGAGUUGAUCAGAGUCCAGCACCCACCGCUGCCUCCCUGAGAGGAGAGAUGGGGGAGGAAGAGGAAGCAGAUCCCCCUGGACAGCCUGUUAACAAUGCCAAAGUCUUGAAGAGCAGAGGAAAACCAGUGUUGCUGUCUAGGCGUCCUCCAGCUGCCCUGGGCCCCUGGUGCCCGGACGGCUGGGUCGGGUACGGAGGGAAAUGCUACUAUUUCUCCGAGGCCGAAGGGAACUGGAACAACAGCCAGAGACACUGCUCCUCCCUUGGUGCCUCCCUGGCUGGGAUCGACACCCUGCAGGACCUGGCUUUCCUGCUGCGCUAUAAAGGCAAAUCUGACCACUGGAUUGGCCUUCGGAGGGAGCAGGAGCUGGGCCAGCCCUGGAAAUGGGUCAACGGCACCAAAUUCAACCGCCUGUUUGUGAUAACAGCAGAUGGUGACUGCGCGUAUCUGAAUGACGAGAAUAGGGUCAGCAGCUUGCGAUGCACCAGCGAGAGACACUGGAUCUGCAGCAAACCCGAUGCGUUUACAAAGGCAAAGGAGGCGGCAGUGGAAGGAGGCUCAUAACAAGAGUAUUAUCAAAAAUUAGCCCUGGAACUGGGGUUAAAUUUCCUGUUCACUCGCUUCCUGGAGCCCAGUGGCUUGGAAGGGGCAGGGGAGUGAGUAGGUGUGACACAGACCAGGUAUCAGCUCAUGUCAAAGUCCCCAUGUCUCAAUGGGACACUGACAAAUACUCAGCUGGGGUCAAGCUGGCUCACCUGUGUGUUAAAAUAGGUAUUAGAAUUAUAAGAAUGUGCUUAGACUUUAGUAAAUGCUUUUGAGCUGCUGGAGCAUUAAUCCCACUUCUGACAGUUGUAUCCCACAUUGUCAGUAGUGUAGCUUGGGGGGAGCAAGGGGAGUGGCUGUAACACAAAGGUCAGUAAUAAAAAGGUUAAAUAAGAUUGGCCCCAAAACUGAUCCCUGAGGCACUCUACUAGUAACCUCCUUCUAGCCUGACAGUUCACCUUUCAGUACGACCCGUU